CAAAAAAAAAAAAAAAAAAUCAGACAACAUGACCAACACGAACGGAACCAAACGUGCCACCAAGAACACCAGACUCUUCAACACAGAGUCAUCAAAACUAUCCGACUUCCAGCAAGUCUGCUCCCGCACCACCGACCCAGCAGAUUAUCCACUGGCAUCCUCCAUCACGCAUCGCAUCCCCAUCUAUGAGAUUACCAAAUUCGACCCAGCAAACCCAUCAACCACAUCCGCCCUCCAGGAUGAAUGGUACGAUAUCCUCUCCACGGGCCCGGGCGUCUUUGUCUUGAAGGGCAUGUACGAUCCAGCCAAAUACGAACAAACCCUCACCGCAACGAAUGAAUCGUUCAAGCGCAUAAUAACCCAUGAGAACAACGACCCCACCAAGCCCAAAGGCGAUCAUUUCGCGGCAUCGGGGAAAAAUGAUCGCAUUUGGAACUCAUUCGGGAAGCAUGCCCUGGACGAUCCUGACUCGUUCCUUCACUACUAUGCGAAUCCCUGGCUAGAAUCUGUCAGCGAGGCAUGGCUCGGUCCCGGGUACCGCGUCACAGCGCAAUGCAAUAUCGUGAAACCAGGUGGGAAAGCACAGGAUAGUCACCGGGACUAUCAUCUCGGUUUCCAGGAUCUAGGUGCUUGCGAGCGGUUUCCGAGGGGCUUGCAUUUGGCAAGUCAGUACUUGACGCUGCAGGGUGCAGUUGCGCAUAGCGAUAUGCCCGUUGAGAGUGGGCCGACGAGGUUCUUGCCAUUUAGCCAGGGAUACGAAAUUGGGUAUCUUGCGUGGAGGAAGGAGGAGUUUCGGGAGUUUUUCCAGGAGAAAUAUGUUGCGUUACCGCUUGCACUAGGUGACGGUGUUUUCUUCAAUCCUGGCUUAUUCCAUGCAGCAGGUGCGAAUGAGUUACCUGCUGAGAGUGCGUUCCACCGCAAGGCGAAUCUGUUGCAGGUUAGCUCUGCAUUUGGGAAGCCGAUGGAGACCGUUGAAACGGUCCCUGUUAUACGGAGUUGCUGGGAGGGUCUGACGAAGAAGUUUAAAGAGGCUGGAGGGGUAGAUGAGGAGCUGAGGUUGUUGGUCAAGGCGAUUGCGGAGGCGUAUCCAUUUCCGACGAAUUUAGAUAAGAGGCCGCCUGCACCGAGUGGAAUGGCGCCGGAGAGUGAGCAGGAUAUUGUGAUCAGAGGGUUGGAGGGAGGGUGGACUGGGGAGGAUGUGGUUAAGGAAUUGUUGAAGAUGAAGGAGGAUUCUAAGUAGUGUCUAUGUGAUUGAUUUAGGGCUAGCCAGCGGAAGGGAAUUUUCGAAUAAAACGAACAUGCGACAUCACCUGUCAUCCCUUUCCACCUGAAAGGGAAAAGGGAAUUACUGCAGAAUGACUGACGUUGUUACUUAUCCC
Aspergillus ruber CBS 135680 is the source of this 1379-nucleotide messenger RNA. RefSeq names its product phytanoyl-CoA dioxygenase family protein. Lineage: Eukaryota; Fungi; Ascomycota; Eurotiomycetes; Eurotiales; Aspergillaceae. The transcript has a single exon. Bases 29 to 1240 code for a protein of 403 amino acids. The record is from RefSeq and is a predicted model, not a curated record. Gene Ontology annotation, molecular function: phytanoyl-CoA dioxygenase activity. Gene Ontology annotation, biological process: fatty acid alpha-oxidation.